Messenger RNA from Notolabrus celidotus (New Zealand spotty), 3354 nucleotides. It is a transcript of the gene plcd1a, whose product is annotated as phospholipase C, delta 1a. The transcript has 15 exons. Bases 95 to 2422 code for a protein of 775 amino acids. Lineage: Eukaryota; Metazoa; Chordata; Actinopteri; Labriformes; Labridae. Gene Ontology annotation, molecular function: calcium ion binding; phosphatidylinositol-4,5-bisphosphate phospholipase C activity. Gene Ontology annotation, biological process: phosphatidylinositol-mediated signaling; lipid metabolic process. The record is from RefSeq and is a predicted model, not a curated record.
GGGGGAACCAGCCUACGUGGUGCCUGCUCCUCUUCCAUGCCGAGCAGAGAUAAACCUCCGACUGGAUACUUUAUAAUCUCAAAGUUACUCCAAAAUGUCGUGUUUACAUAGACGACCUAAGAGGACGAAAUCCCAAGAGCUGGCUUUCCAGGAGCAGUUGUACAAAGUUGCUUUGGAGAACGGAAGACGCCUAGGUUUGGAAGGAGACCCGGAUCUACAUUUCCUUCUGGCUGGAGGGCAGCUGGUGAAGAUUCGCUCAAACACCUGGAAGAAGGAACGCUUCUUCAAACUGCAGGAGGACUGCAAAACAUUUUGGCAUGAGUCCCAAAAACCAUUCAGAAAAAACAAGACCUUCUCCAUCGAUGACAUCGAUUCAGUGCGCAAGGGCCGCCAGUCCGAGGGUCUCACCAAACACACACACCCCAGCGUUGAAGCGCAAUGCUUUGCCAUUAUCUUCAAGGGCCGCGAAAAGAAUCUGGAUCUGAUGGCAAGCAAUGAGGUGGCGGCCAAACAGUGGGUCAACGGCAUAGAGAAGAUCAUCCACAACAUGAAAAACCUCAGCCGUCAGCAGAAGAGUGAGCACUGGAUCAUCAACUGCAUGCGGAAAGCAGACAAGAAUGAGGACAACCAGAUGACCCUGAAGGAGGUGAAGCACUUCCUGCGACAGAUCAAUGUUGAAGUGGACGAUACGUACGCAGAGGAAAUUUUCAAGAAAUGUGACACGUCUAAUUCAGGCUCCUUGGAGGGCUCAGAGAUCAAACACUUCUACGAUCUGCUGACACACCGAGAGGAGAUUGACGUGAUUUAUGGGAAUUACGCUGAAUCAGACGGUGAGAUGAGUGCCAGAGACAUUCUGAACUUCCUGUUGAAUGAGCAGAGGGAAAAGGCAUCAAUGGGGGACGCUCUCAAGCUGAUUGAAAAGUACGAGGUGGAUGAAACAGCGAAGCAGCAGAAUCGCAUGACUAAAGAUGGGUUCCUGAUGUACCUGCACCAUGAGGAUGGUUCCAUCCUCAACCCAGCCCACAAAGAAGUGUAUCAGGACAUGAGCCAGCCCCUCAACGAUUAUUACAUCUCUUCCUCACACAACACGUACCUGAUGGAGGACCAACUCAAAGGACCCAGCAGCACGGAGGCCUACAUAAAAGCGCUGAUGAAGAGCUGUCGCUGUGUGGAGCUGGAUUGUUGGGACGGAGCGAACGGCGAGCCUGUUAUUUACCACGGCUACACACUCACAUCCAAAGUGCUCUUCAGAGACGUCAUCAAAGCCAUCAAAGAGUAUGCCUUCAAAACGUCAGACUACCCAGUGAUCCUGUCGCUGGAGAACCACUGCACGGUGGAGCAGCAGAAACUCAUGGCCCAUUACAUGAUCUCCAUUCUUGGUGAUGCUCUGGUCACAAAACCCCUGGGGAACACGAUGCCUACCAGCUUCCCGUCACCUGAGGAGCUGAGAGGCAAGUUCCUCGUCAAAGGAAAGCGACUGAACAAACUGAAUGCUGCCUUCAACAAUAACAGCACCAUAGAGGAAGAAACUGUGUCUGAGGAAGACGAGGCAGCAGAGAGUAAGGAGAAUGGACAAAAAGCCAAAUCAAAGAAAUCAAAAAUUAAACUUGCCAAAGUUCUCUCGGACAUCGUCAUCUACUGCAAAAGUGUUCAUUUUAAUGGCUUUGAACACGCCAAGGAAAACCAGAACUUCUAUGAGAUGUCGUCCUUUAAGGAGGGCAAAGCUUUCAACCUGGCUGACACAGCAGGUACAGCCUACAUCCAUCACAACAUGGACAAACUCAGCAGGAUCUACCCAGCAGGCUCCAGAACUGACUCCUCCAACUACAACCCAGUGCCCAUGUGGAACGUCGGCUGCCAGAUAGUGGCGUUGAACUUCCAGACGCCCCACAAGGAGAUGCACAUAAACCAGGGCCGCUUUCUGCCAAAUGGUUUUAGUGGCUAUAUCCUGAAACCUGAGUUUCAAAGAAGUCUUUCCUCUCAGUUUGAUCCCACCACACUCACCAAAGGGCCAUGGUUACAGAAGAAGACCUUUCAUGUCAUGGUGAUCUCAGCUCAGCAGUUACCAAAACUCAACAAAGACAAACACAAAUCCAUCGUCGACCCUCUGGUGAGAGUUGAGGUUUAUGGUGUCCCAGCAGACAACGCCAGCCAGGAGACACACUACAUCGAAAACAAUGGGUUCAACCCCAUGUGGAAUGAGAAAUUCCGGUUUGACAUCCACGUCCCAGAACUGGCCAUGGUGCGAUUUGUGGUUGAAGACUAUGACUCAACGUCUCCGAAUGAUCUCGUCGGGCAGUACUGUCUGCCACUUACCAGUGUACAGAGCGGAUAUCGCCAUGUCCCGCUGCUCACCAAGAGAGGAGACAUCAUCUGCUCAGCCGGACUGUUUUUGCAUAUCAUGCUCAUCGACGCUCAGUAGGCACCAGUUUUGGAAACCCUCAGCACCACAUUUUUUGAAGACCUUAAAGGAUUUAUUUUCCAGCUUUUAAAACUAAAUAAUAUAACUGAUCAACAGUCAGAGACUUCAGCGGCUGACUCACUCUUGUCCGUGUAACAGUUUCCUGUCAGUGUAUAAUUUUAGCCUUUGGAAGAAAAAAAAGGCGUGUAAGCUAAGAAAGCAAGAGGGAAAAAUGUGAAUGAAAGAGUCGUGAAUGAGCAUUUUAACACGUUAUUUAAAGAGAGUCAUUGAACUGUUUUUGCCAUAUUUUGGAGAAGAAUGAUGUGAAUGGUAAGGUGUAAUAUCUGAAUAAUGUUCUGAUGUUUUGGGAUUUCAUUUGAGGCAAUAAAGAAAGCUUUGUCAAACUUAUAGUAAGCUGCUCAACAAGCACUCAUCCAUGUUAGUGUUCUAUGACUCCAACUAUAACCAGGGAAAGAGAUUGAUGUCUUUACUUUUAGCGUAACUUUGUUCAUUUGUGUUCCAUAGAAACAGUGUCAACAGUAUGAAAUAAAAACAUAAUGUCUGGACAGAGGAGCGACAUAUUUGUCUGUACACGUGUUCAGGUGUCUUAUCAUGAAGUGUAUUUUCAAUGUUGGUUUCAUUUUUUAAAAAACAGAAUUGGAUGCUUUUUAACUUCCUUUUCACAACUGAUAUGUAGAGAAUAUCUCAAUGUUUUUUUUCUAUGUGAAUCUUCUUAAAACAUUUUAAACGUAACACAGUUUAUCAAGUACAUUGUGUCAGAACAAUCCUGAUAUUUUUUUAACUAUCUUUAACUUUUCUGUUUUUUGUCAUGUGGUUACCUAAAGCAGUUUUACAUGACAGAUCUUUCAGUGUCUUUCUUUUCAGUACAGUAUGUCUUGUCACUUUUGCAACAUUUGCACAAGCUCCCAAAUAAAACCAGCAGUCUUGUUAAA